AUGUCUUCUUCCACCAUACGUGACAAAGAAGAGUUGAAGUCUGGAACUGGCGCUCACUUUGCUGCUAUCCUUCGCCCACUAGGUUCUAGUUCUGGCAGUGACACACAUCUCAGCCUCGUCAAGAAAGAGUGCUUAGCCUCUUGGAGCUGGAAAGAUGACAUGAAUCCUACGAUCUAUGUUCCUGGUAGUCCUGCUAUAUGGGGGUCACCAAACUCAAGAUCACCACCUCAGAACAUCGUCACACGCUCACCUCCCUUCUAUGCUGUCUUCAAAUCGUUACGGGUUCGCCAGGGACUCGACUUCGAUUUCUCGUCAUUAUCAAUCGUAUCCAAUCGCAACUCCAUGACCAAGAUUCUGCACUACGCCUUAGGCUAUGGACGCGAUACGUGGAGAAUUGAUAUUGAUGUCCUUGGUGAGACGGUAAUGUUCAGUCGUUGGGGCUUGGACAACACCAAGGGUCUCAGAGACUGGAGCAGUGGGAAGGAAGUUGAGAAAGGCUGCACGUAUCUACCGCAUGGAGUGAACACCACUUCUCAUCAUCGUCUACACCACUACUCUAUUGGCGAAGUCGAUUUUCAUAUGUAUCAUGAGGCGGACGCAUAUACAGGCGGACCCCCAGCAACGAGAACUGAAGACUUAGUCCUCACCAUAGAGCCAGCACCAUCGAUCUUCAGACCCUUCGAUGCAAGCCUUGGAGUACCAUCUUUCCAGGUCGUCCAAAACUUGGCAAAACAAGACGUUAAAGUCGAAGUACGCGGAUCAAUCGUCAAGGAUGCAAAAGUCAUUGAAAUCAUCCCUCAACUCGACGGCGCAUCCUUGGACCUCGCACACCGCAUGCCCAAGCAAUGGCUCACAAACUGCAAACGUUGCUACGUCGGCAUUCACAACCAUCAUGGUCAAGUUGAGCACGUUGAUAUAUAUCCUAUGCCGCCUCUGUACGAGAGCUGGGAGAAAUUGCAUCAGGAUGAGCUUCGUAUCUUUGUUGAUACGCUCAAGCAGAUCAAGCAGGCGGUUCUUCAUCGGACCGGGAAGAGACCUGGUAGCGGUGGGAAGUUUGCUUUGAUUGGACACUGUUUCGGUGAUGAGGGCGAGAAGAAACAACUUUGGUUGUAUGACAGGAUGGGGGAUGGAGUUCGUUUGCCUGCGGGUGUGGAGGAGAAGUUGAAGAUAGCAGUCCUCUACAGCCGUUGA
This is a messenger RNA of Mollisia scopiformis, 1191 nucleotides long. RefSeq lists its product as uncharacterized. NCBI's taxonomy places the organism in Eukaryota, Fungi, Ascomycota, Leotiomycetes, Helotiales, Mollisiaceae. The transcript is spliced from 2 exons. Bases 1 to 1191 code for a protein of 396 amino acids. The record is from RefSeq and is a predicted model, not a curated record.